This is a messenger RNA of Helianthus annuus (common sunflower), 951 nucleotides long. RefSeq names its product COP9 signalosome complex subunit 8. The transcript has 5 exons. Lineage: Eukaryota; Viridiplantae; Streptophyta; Magnoliopsida; Asterales; Asteraceae. Bases 77 to 670 code for a protein of 197 amino acids. The record is from RefSeq and is a predicted model, not a curated record. Gene Ontology annotation, biological process: protein deneddylation; COP9 signalosome assembly. Gene Ontology annotation, cellular component: COP9 signalosome.
AUUCCCCUUUUCUUCCUUUUCAAGUUUCAACAACAGCAGCAAGAGCCAGCACCUACAGACAGACAGUCAGUUUCCAAUGGAUUUCUCUCAACUCACAGACGCCGUUGCAUCAAGAUCGUACGACAAAAUCGCUGAUAUCUGUGAUCAGCUCAUGCUUCAGAUUGCUUCGCAAGGUGUUACGUUUCAUGACGAGUGGCCUUAUGCUGUUCAUCUCCUAGGGCACAUUUACCUAAAUGAUCUAAAUAGCGCCCGGUUUCUGUGGAAAUCCAUACCACUUUCAAUCAAAGAGAGUCGUCCAGAGGUGGCUGCCAUCUGGAAAAUCGGGCAACAGCUGUGGACUCGAAAUUAUGCAGGUGUGUAUGACGCAAUUCGUGGAUUCAACUGGAGUGCAGAGAUUCAAGAUUUUGUUGCUUCAUUUGCAGAAAGAUACACACGAAGGAUGUUGGAGCUACUGAUGUCUGCUUAUUCAACUAUAAGCAUUCAAGACACUGCUCUCUUUUUGGGAAUGAAUGAGAGUGAAGCCACAAACUAUGUAUUGCAACAAGGGUGGACUGUGGAUGCUGCAUCCCAAAUGUUUACCGUCAAGAAGCAUGCUGUUGUUACCGAGCAGAAGAUUGACCCGUCCAAAUUGCAGCGUUUGACUGAAUACGUCUUUCAUCUUGAGCACUAGAAGCAUGUAAAUCCCAAAUUCUGGUUUCAGUCGCAUACUUCAUUUUGCUAGUAUUUCUUAUGCCUUGAAAUGUUCAGAUCAGAAGGGAAUGAUUCUUGAUGACUGGUCCAAACACACCCUACUUGGCCAUAUGGGGUUGUGGAUCGUUUAAAAAUUGGGGUUGUAUCGGACCGCAAAAUAUGAAAAUGGUACCGUGAACUUAACUGUGAAUCAAAGCCUGAAUCGAUUUGUCAUGACUUCUUUGAAAUUAGUUUUAAUUACAUAGCUAACUAAUUCAUUCA